Messenger RNA from Pseudonaja textilis, 1192 nucleotides. RefSeq names its product solute carrier family 66 member 3 (gene SLC66A3). NCBI's taxonomy places the organism in Eukaryota, Metazoa, Chordata, Lepidosauria, Squamata, Elapidae. The record is from RefSeq and is a predicted model, not a curated record.
GGCGGGCUGGAGCUGAAGCUGGGCGCUCCCUGGCAGGAAGGAGCGGGGCGCGAUGGAGCCGGGGUCGCUCUUGCUGGAGGCGGCGAACUGGAGCACCAUCGCGGCGUGCCUGGUGCUCAAGUUGCCCCAGGGAGCCGCCUUGGUGGCCGCCAGGUCCGCCCGAGGAGUCAGCCUGGAAAGUUUAUUGCUGGAGCUCGGCGGUUUCCUUGUUUGCCUGAGAUAUAUGAGUUACUACCAUUAUCCUCAGCUAACAUAUAUAGAGUAUCCCCUCAUGAUUGUGCAAGAUAUUAUUCUUUGCCUGCUUGUUCUGCAUUUCAAUGGCAAAAUGAAGCAUGCUUUGCCUUACACAGUCAUAUUUGUGGCAGGAUGGUAUGCUGUAACUCUGCAAGAAUGGAUAUUGGACUUGAGUAUGAACUUGAGCACAGUGGUCAGUGCAGCAAGUAAACUUGCUCAGCUCCGGUGUCUUUGGCAGACUAGAGAUUCUGAACAAGUGAGUGCCACAACUUGGGGAUUAGCCAUAUACACCUGUGCAGCAAGAAUAUUUACAACAUUAAUGACUACAAAGGAUUCUACAGUUCUGAUCCGUUUUGUAAUCAUGAUGGUUCUUAAUAUUUGGGUCAUCGCUACUGUAUUGGAAUACCGGAAGGCUAAGAAGCAAGACUAAGAUGCAGAUCCGCCUCCUUUUUGAACAACUUGGACUAAAAUGAGACAUUCCAUUAAAUGAGAACUGAUGUUUACAUACUGAACAUGUACUUGACAUUCAGUGCCAACGCCUCAGAUGCAUUGUGAUCUUUAUGCUUACUGUUUGUAAAAAUAAUUGGCUAGAUGAACGAAGUGUUUCAUUUUAUAUGAGCAGAUUGCAUAACAGACUUCUCAAACUGGUUGAUUUUUUUUUUUGUUGGUUAUUUCCAUGGACAAUCCCACCCGUACACACAGCUCAGUAGGACCAACAACAGUUCAAGCCAACAGAAAAGUAAUGUUUUAUAUUUACUGAAUUGCUGGCUUUUCAGAACUGCGGUUCUGGAAACUGUUAUCUGUGCUUUGUUUUGUUUUUCAUUAAAGUGAAAAAAAAAUUAGCCUAUGAGGAAAUCUUUCUUGAUUUCCUCAUGCUAAAUGGCCCUCUAACUCUUCAUCUUAAAAAGACCUGUGUAUUUUAUUUAGUUAAGAGUAUUUCAAAACAGAUUCAGCUACA